Molecule: messenger RNA, 465 nt
Organism: Triticum turgidum subsp. durum (durum wheat)
Lineage: Eukaryota; Viridiplantae; Streptophyta; Magnoliopsida; Poales; Poaceae
Source: the annotation of a GenBank genome assembly
AUGUCGUCGGCGAUGUCCCGCGCGAUCCGGGGGGCCGUCGCGGCUGGGGUGUCGAGGAGGGGCCUGGCGUCCGUGGAGGCGAUGGGGGCGGCGAAGGGGGCGCCGCCCGCGGCGGGGCGCUGGGCCGGGCGCGGGCGCGGCGGCCCGGGGCCCGUGGAGGACGGGGCGCGGGUGCAGUGGGUGUUCCUGGGAUGCCCCGGGGUCGGCAAGGGCACCUACGCCGGCCGCCUCUCGCGGCUGCUCGGCGUGCCCCACAUCGCCACCGGCGACCUCGUGCGCGACGAGCUCGCCUCCCAGGGCCCCCUCUCCAAGCAGCUUUCGGAGAUUGUGAAUCAUGGGAAACUGGUGUCUGAUGAGAUCAUCAUAAAUCUGCUGUCAAAGCGCCUUGAGGAGGGAGGAGAGAAGGGUGAAUUAGGCUUCAUACUUGAUGGUUUUCCAAGAACUAUAAGACAAGCGGUGAGCUAG